AUGGCCAGGAGACCUAGGCACAGCAUAUAUAGCAGUGAUGAUGAGGAUGAAGAUGUCGAGCUAUACGAUCAUGACUACGAUGGGUUGCUCCCCAAGGGUGGAAAACGUCAUUUAGGGAAAACACGAUGGACCCGAGAGGAGGAUGAGAAGCUAAAGAAACUUGUGGAGCAUGGCACAGAAGAUUGGAAAGUUAUUGCCAAUUUCCUUCCUAAUCGGACGGAUGUACAGUGCCAGCAUCGAUGGCAAAAGGCUAAUCCAGAACUUAUAAAAGGCCCAUGGACUAAAGAAGAAGAUCAGCAAGUAAUAGAGCUUGUACAGAAAUAUGGCCCUAAACGCUGGUCUGUCAUCGCCAAGCAUUUAAAGGGAAGGAUUGGGAAACAAUGCAGAGAGCGUUGGCACAACCAUUUGAAUCCAGAAGUGAAAAAAACAUCAUGGACAGAGGAAGAAGAUAGAAAUUAUCAGGCACACAAGAGGCUUGGAAACAGAUGGGCAGAAAUCGCAAAGUUGCUACCUGGACGAAACGAUAAUGCUAUCAAAAACCAUUGGAAUUCUACAAUGCGUCGAAAGGUUGAACAAGAAGGUUAUCUUCAAGAGUCCUUCAAAAAUCAACCAGUCUUCAGGUUUUCAAAGAACAGCCUAAUGGGUUUUACCCAUACUCCACCUUCUGUGCAUCUGGCAACAGACACUCAAGCCGCAGUGGCCAGUGACUAUUCGUAUUACCAUAUUUCUGAGACGCAAAAUGUCUCUCCUCAGAUCCCAUAUCCAGUAGCACUUCAUGUAAAUAUUGUUAAUGUACCCCAGCCAGCUGCUGCAGCUAUUCAGAGACACUAUAAUGAUGAAGACCCUGAGAAAGAAAAACGAAUAAAGGAAUUAGAGUUGCUACUAAUGUCGACUGAGAAUGAACUGAAAGGGCAGCAGGCAUUACCAACUCAGAAUCACACUUCAGAUUAUCCAGGAUGGCAUAGCACUGCAAUUGCAGACAAUACCAGAACCAGCGGUAAUGGUGCAGCCAUUUCCUCUUUGGGGGAGCAUCACUGCACUGCAUCCCCACCCAUGGACCAUGGCUGCUUGCCUGAAGAAAGUGCAUCCCCUGCAAGGUGCAUGAUUGUUCACCAGAGUAACUUCCUGGAUAAUGUUAAGAAUCUCUUAGAAUUUGCAGAGACACUUCAGCUAAUAGAUUCUGAUCUGUCGUCAUGGGGUGAUCUCAGCAGUUUUGAAUUCUCAGAAACAUCAAAUGCUUCACCUACCCAGGUUCCCUCAGACAAAACCCCACAGCUUCAGAAAACAGACAGCAGUGUGUGUAGGCCUGAAGGACACCCUCUUGCAGACUUAAGCAAAGCCAUGUUGAGUCAGGAUUCCUUUGCUUUACCAAAGUCCUUGACUGGCUCCAAAUGUGGCCCAGCUCCAUUGGUCAUUCUGCGUGCAAAGAGAAGCCAUUCCAUGAACCAUUUAGCCAAUGGUCAUAAUAAGUCCUUCAUUCUUGCUGAAGUCAGCAGCUCAACUCCUAAGCAUUCCCCUGUCAAAAGCCUGCCUUUCUCUCCUUCCCAGUUCUUCAGCACUUCUUCUAUCCAAGAAAGUCUGGAUCUGGACAAUCCUAUUUUAAGUUCCACUCCACUGUGUACUCACAAAGUCGCUGUUACAACACCUCUUCAAAAAGACCAAGCGUUUAAGAGCCAGAAAGAAAAUAAUUCUUUCAGAACUCCGGCUAUCAAAAGAUCAAUAUUGGAGAGUUCUCCUAGAACACCAACUCCAUUUAAAAAUGCAAUUGCAGCUCAAGAAUUAAAAUACGGACCCUUAAAAAUGCUGCCUCAAACACCAACUCACCUGGUAGAUGACCUGCAAGAUGUCAUUAAACAGGAGUCUGAUGAAUCUGGUAUUGUAUCCAGCCUAUGUGAAAAUGAUUCCCCUUUGCUGAAGAAAAUCAAACAAGAGGUGGAUUCUCCAUCAGGGAAAGCAGAAAACUUCCUUUGCUCAAAUAGCUGGGGAGGCGAAGGGCUAAACGCACAGCUUUUCCCAUAUGCAUCAUCAGCAGAAGACGUGCCUAAUCUGCUGACCAGUUCCAUUAAAGAGCCUACACCAGAAGAAACGACAACAAUCAUAAAAUUAUUCACAUUUCAUAGAACUAGAUCAUCAAGUAGCCCACUUCAGCAUUUUAGCAACACAUGGGAUUCAACUUUCUGCGGGAACGAAGAUCAGCUGACUUUUUCCGACCCAGCGCGCAAAUACAUGGGUGCAUUCUCAGCUCGAACUCUGGUUAUGUAAAAGUCCACCAACAAGCAUUACGUUCUCUUUUUCAAAACACUUAACAGUUGAUUUAGAUUUACCAUUCUU
Molecule: messenger RNA, 2331 nt
Organism: Thamnophis elegans (Western terrestrial garter snake)
Lineage: Eukaryota; Metazoa; Chordata; Lepidosauria; Squamata; Natricidae
Gene: MYB
Product: MYB proto-oncogene, transcription factor
Biological process (GO): regulation of DNA-templated transcription
Cellular component (GO): nucleus
Molecular function (GO): DNA-binding transcription factor activity, RNA polymerase II-specific; RNA polymerase II cis-regulatory region sequence-specific DNA binding
Source: RefSeq, a predicted model, not a curated record